CGCGAGAAUAACCGAAAAUAAUAUUAGCUGUAAACUUUAGUGUGAAAGUGGUAUUUAUAGACGAAAGUGACUGGCUGACGUCGUGUCUAUGUCAUCAGUAUUGAUCGUUUCCAUGGCGUGAUAUUCUGUUAAUGCUGUUGGUCGACAUAUCCAUUCGCGUGGUUCAGGUUGGAUCUGCCCAUCACUGACAUCGUAAGGCGGGAGUGUUCCGGUGUCGGUGAUUUUUCAGUAUUGUACUAGCAAGUUUCAAACUUUCUUUGCCAGGAUUUUAUGAGUAAAAGUAUCAUUUCUCUUAGUGAAAAACAAAUAAAAACAGUAACUAAUAAAUUAAAAUACUAAGCUUGUAAAUUUGUUUAAAAGUGAUAAUUUUUACGGAAAUUUUAUCUCUUAACCCACUAUACAUAUAUAUAUAUAUUGCUAGGCCUAACGCUUGUGUUGAAGGUGAAUUUCCCGGUGAACUGAGAUUUGUAUAUGCCUGAUAGACGUUUAGUUUCUGCUUGAGAGUUGAAGACAUCGUUAUAUGUGAUAUAAGACUACCAAGUAGCACAAUCCAAGACUGCAGCAGUGGUAAAUUAAAAUAAGUGUUCAGUUUUCUGCUUCACUUUUACUUUGUUGCAGUUUGAUUUUAAUUUAGGUAUCAAGAUUUCACGAUGUCGGUGGUGACCAGUAAUUUCCGAGUUUCUGCCAAUACACCGAAUUACGCCUACGUUUUCAACUUUGAACAAGACUUCGACCAGAGGGAGAAUCGUGAUUGGAUGAUAAAUAACUGGUAUCAAGCUUUUUAUUUUGUCGGUGCUUACAUGGUGUUUGUCUUUGGUGGACAGGCUUACAUGCAGUCACGCCCUCGAUACGAGUUACGACGUGUCCUGGCAGCUUGGAACGUUUUCCUUGCUGCGUUCAGUAUCAUUGGUACACUGCGCACGCUCCCAGAAAUGAUCCACGUUCUUCGGGAAUAUGGCUUACAACACUCCGUUUGCAACCCGAGCUUCAUUGAACAGGUGAAGGUUAGUGGAUUCUGGACAUGGAUGUUUACUCUCUCCAAGGUUCCUGAACUAGGCGACACCAUCUUCAUCAUCCUCCGCAAGCAAAAUCUGGUGUUUCUCCACUGGUACCAUCACAUCACUGUCCUCCUCUUUUCCUGGUAUAGCUACGCAGAGCACAUCGCUCCCGCCCGCUGGUACGUUGUCAUGAACUACAUCGUGCAUUCCAUCAUGUACUCUUACUUUGCUCUACGUGCUCUACGUUACAAUGUUCCUCGAUAUGUUGCCAUGGUAAUAACAACCUCACAGAUCCUGCAGAUGGUAGUGGGAGCUUAUGUCAGCUAUUUGGGCUACCAAGUAAAACUUCGAGGAGAGUUCUGUCAGAUUUCUGAAGAUACAGCAAAACUCGCCAUUCUGAUGUAUCUGUCGUAUUUUGUUCUUUUCGCCCGUUUAUUUUAUAAUGCUUACUUACAACCAAAGAGAGGCAAGUUACAAAAAUCAGAAUAACUGAUUUAUUUAACAAAUUAUAGACAAAUAUUUUUAGUUGCGAUAAAACUCUAGUUAAAAAACUUUUGCUUGUACUCGAGCUCCAUUGAGAGUAAAGUGAAUUGGUAAUGACAUUUAAACUGGUACGUCUGUACUUUAGACGCUUACUAGUUUCAGGACGUAUAGAGUAAAUUUUAGGCAAGAUGGUAGAAAACACAUUUGAUUUUGUUAGACUGAAAAUAGAUUACAGCUAAUAUUCAAUAGCUACAAGCAUGAUAGGUUGUGUGUGUGAGACUUAGUUUUGUCUCUGUAUACACACACGUAUAUAUAUAUAUAUAGAGAGAGAGAGA
Limulus polyphemus (Atlantic horseshoe crab) is the source of this 1816-nucleotide messenger RNA. It is a transcript of the gene Baldspot, whose product is annotated as elongation of very long chain fatty acids protein 6-like. Gene Ontology annotation, molecular function: fatty acid elongase activity. The record is from RefSeq and is a predicted model, not a curated record. NCBI's taxonomy places the organism in Eukaryota, Metazoa, Arthropoda, Merostomata, Xiphosura, Limulidae. The coding region runs from base 651 to 1487 and encodes 278 amino acids. The transcript is spliced from 2 exons. Gene Ontology annotation, cellular component: endoplasmic reticulum membrane. Gene Ontology annotation, biological process: fatty acid elongation, saturated fatty acid; fatty acid elongation, polyunsaturated fatty acid; sphingolipid biosynthetic process.